This is a messenger RNA of Leptinotarsa decemlineata (Colorado potato beetle), 820 nucleotides long. RefSeq names its product probable G-protein coupled receptor CG31760. Gene Ontology annotation, molecular function: G protein-coupled receptor activity. The record is from RefSeq and is a predicted model, not a curated record. Gene Ontology annotation, cellular component: membrane. Gene Ontology annotation, biological process: G protein-coupled receptor signaling pathway. Lineage: Eukaryota; Metazoa; Arthropoda; Insecta; Coleoptera; Chrysomelidae.
AUGAAUGAUGAACUCAAAUUAGAUGUGAUGCUCGAGUUUGAGGAAAACCCGCAUACAUCGAAUAGACAGGCAUCCACUACAUUCAAUUGCAGCUAUAAGCAAACAUUGAAUGGAGUUCCAUGGACCAGAGGAAAGUAUCAGUGUGUUUGUAGAGCUGGGUUUUUUUCACCAUAUCACAAUGGCAUUUUCAAUGGAACAUUGGUGGAAGAAGCGUGGUCUGAACUCGUGGAAAAUAGAAGUACCUCGUGGAAAACCGUUUUUCAAUGCAGGAAAUGUGCACCUGGGUGUCAUUUCUGUACUGAUCUAUCGCCGUGUUUGGCUACAUAUCAUUGGCCCUUUAGGAUUGCCUUACUGACGUUUUCAAUUAUAUGUGUUGUUUGGACUAUAGCUCUGAAUGUAUAUAUGUUUAAACACAGAAAACUGAAAGUUUUUAAGGUAGCAAGCCCGAUAUUUCUCAGUAUUACUCUUUUUGGCUGUGCAACAAUGUAUUUAGAGAUGGCUGCUAUCUUUCCUAUUCUGGAUCAAUAUUCAUGUAUAGCUACAAAAUGGUCCAGACAUUUGGGAUUUUGUGUUACUUAUACAGCAUUAUUAAUGAAAACAUGGAGAGUGUCCUUAACUUAUAGAGUGAAAUCUGCUCACAAAGUGAAACUUACAGACAAGCAACUACUUCAAUGGAUGGUGCCUAUUCUUUUAGUGAUGCUGAUAUACUUGGGAACGUGGACUUUUUCGGAUACUCCGAACGCCGAGGAUAUUGUUGAUAAUGAGAACUUGAGAUUCAAACAGUGCGUCUACAAUUGGUGGGAUCAUAGUUUGGCGAUAG